AUGAUCGAGAUACUAGACCUGGACGGAGCCACCACGAAUGAGGAAAUUGCGGGCAGAAUAACCGAGGAGACAGGGGCAAGCGAACUCAAGAUAUACGAACAGACUAAACUCAGAUCAGGCGCAUGGCGAACCAAGGCCCUCCUCCCCAGGAAGUCGGCGGAUAAACUCAUCACGUCUGGUAAGAUCAGGAUAGGACUAACCUUCUGCAGGAUAGUGGAACGGUUCGACAUUCCGCUCUGCUUUAACUGCCUCUCUUUGGGGCAUAUUAACAAACAUUGCAAAGAGCCGGCGAGCCUAGAGAGAGCUUGCUUCAAAUGUACGCGAACCGGACAUGUUCCGAAAGAAUGCCCAAAUGAGAAGUACUGCGGGGAAGCUGAACAGACGGGUCAUACCAGCAACUCCUACAACUGCCAGAAUUACCGAAAGCUCAUGAAAGAGAAGAUCGAAAAUCUGAGACGUCGAAAAUGA
Molecule: messenger RNA, 468 nt
Organism: Galendromus occidentalis (western predatory mite)
Lineage: Eukaryota; Metazoa; Arthropoda; Arachnida; Mesostigmata; Phytoseiidae
Exons: 1
Coding region: 1-468 (155 amino acids)
Molecular function (GO): zinc ion binding; nucleic acid binding
Source: RefSeq, a predicted model, not a curated record